AACGGCACUUUACGGCAGUCCAUGAACUACAUUCGCGCAGUCGCAGUUUGCUGACCUUCUGUGGAGCUCCUCAAGCAAGCAUGGCUGCCCGGGCGCUAACCAAAGGGCUUUUGGGACUACGACACACGAGGGCUGCUGUGAUUGGACACCAGUAUGCCACUGCAGCCUCCAUCAAAUCACCCCAAAUCAAGAUUGAUGACGUCACAGACAAAGUCAUAAACCAGCCGCUUGAGAAGCCGGACUUCUUCCGUGUGUCCGAGCUCUUCUCCCUGAAAGACCUGUUCGAAGCCAGAGUGCAUCUUGGCCACAAAAAAGGUUGCAGACACAGGCUUAUGGAGCCGUACCUCUAUGGCUGCCGUUUGGACCAAGACAUAAUUGACCUCGACCUGACGGUGGAGCACCUUCAGCAAGCCCUGAACUUCACCGCCCACGUAGCGUACCGCGGUGGCGUCAUACUGUUCGUCAGCCGCCAGCGUCAGUUUGUCCACCUGGUGGAGAGCACCGCUAAGAAUUGUGGGGAGUACGCACACACGCGGUACUGGCAGGGCGGCCUCCUUACCAACGCCCCCAUCCAGUACGGACCCGGAGUCCGCCUACCUGACCUCAUCAUCUUCCUCUCCACUCUCAACAAUGUGUUCCAGCCGCACGUGGGAAUCAGAGACGCGGCAAAGAUGAACAUUCCCACGGUCGGCGUGGUGGACUCAAACUGCAACCCCAGCCUGGUGACUUACCCGGUGCCCGGAAACGACGACACUCCAGUUGCCAUGGAGAUGUACUGUCGCUUAUUCAAGAUGACCAUCAACCGCGCCAAGGACAAAAGGAGACAGAUGGAGCUACUGCACGGCCUGGCUGCACCGCCCACUUCAAACUCGUGACAUGAUAUAUUGUUAAAUAAGAGACGUUAAAAAAAAUUGCAUUUAAAAAAAAGUUCAAACUGUCUGUUGCUCCCUUUCAUCAUACAUCUGUAUUAGAAGAAAAGGUGUGACGCUAGUGUUCAAGGCUGAGUCCACAAUGUUGUCUUGUGUUAAAAUUGAAGUUCUGCAAAUCUCACUCUUUAAUGAAUCUACUUUCUGUGA
Molecule: messenger RNA, 1076 nt
Organism: Anoplopoma fimbria (sablefish)
Lineage: Eukaryota; Metazoa; Chordata; Actinopteri; Perciformes; Anoplopomatidae
Gene: mrps2
Product: mitochondrial ribosomal protein S2
Exons: 4
Coding region: 81-875 (264 amino acids)
Biological process (GO): translation
Cellular component (GO): ribosome; mitochondrial small ribosomal subunit
Molecular function (GO): structural constituent of ribosome
Source: RefSeq, a predicted model, not a curated record